AUGCCUUAAGUCUUUGCUACCAACAUGAGGUUCAAAUUCUCUAUCCUGGCAAUUUUUCUGGAGGUGUUCAUUAUCAUUUUAUUUGGGAUAUUUGUAAGAUAUGAAAACACCCAGCCCGUCACAAAGGAUAUAUUUCUAUAUCCAUUCUUUCAGGAUGUCCACGUGAUGAUAUUUGUUGGGUUUGGUUUCUUGAUGACCUUCCUGAAGAAAUAUGGAUUCGGCAGUGUCGGAAUCAACAUGCUCAUUGCUGCGCUUGGUCUUCAAUGGGGUACCCUGUUGCAAGGAUUUUGGCACAUGAAGGCACAAAAAUUUAUUGACAUCAAAAGUAUGAUAAAUGCAGACUUCAGUACAGCAACCGUCUUGAUUUCGUUUGGAGCUGUCCUGGGGAAAACAAGUCCAGUCCAGAUGCUGAUCAUGACCAUUCUGGAAAUCACAAUCUUUUCAUGCAACGAACAUCUUGUUGUGAACGUACUAGGGGCCACUGAUACUGGAGCAUCGAUGACUAUCCAUGCUUUUGGAGCCUAUUUUGGAUUGUCUGCAGCACGAGUCUUGUAUCGUCCUGGUCUGAAAGAGGGACAUAAAAAUGAAGAGUCAGCCUACCACUCAGACAUGUUUGCCAUGAUUGGUACCCUUUUCCUCUGGCUUUGGCCCAGUUUUAACUCUGCCAUUGCGCACCCUGAUCUCCAGCAGAGAGCGAUCAUUAACACUUACUUUUCCAUGGCUGCAAGCACACUCACAGCCUUUGCCUUCUCAAGCCUGGUCGAAACCAGCAAGUUGGAUAUGGUUCACAUUCAAAAUGCCACCCUAGCAGGAGGAGUAGCAGUGGGUUCCUGUGCCGACAUGAGCAUCUACCCAUUUGGUGCUAUGUUAAUUGGUAGUAUUGCUGGUCUCAUCUCUGUCAUCGGGUUCAAGUUCUUGACUCCAUUCUUUUUUUCUAAACUGAAAAUUCAUGACUGUGGAGUUCAUAAUUUACAUGGUUUACCUGGAUUACUGGGAGGUCUUGCAAGCAUCAUUGCAGCUGUGGCACACGUCAAAUUGAGGGAGACUGACACUCCUUCUGCUCCCAUGCAGGCUGCUGCCCUGGGUUGUACCAUUGGGAUAGCUCUGGGAGGAACAUUUGCAGGUUUAGUUCUAAAUUUGCCCUUCUUGGGACAACCACCUGAUGAGAACUGCUACGAUGACUCAGUUUACUGGGAGGUUCCAGCAGAAGAGACACAACCUGCUGGUCAGUUCGGUGACUAUGGGGAUCAAAGAACAGUCAACAUCAAUAUGUAGGAUGAAUUCUCCAUCAUUAAUUCUUGUCCUAGCAAUGCUGUUUCCAGUUUCUCAUUCAAAGAGACAACACCUAAAUAUCAUCCAUACCACUCAUUGUUUUCAAUAUGUAAACGCAGGUGUAGAUAGCUGUAUUCUUUUUAAAACCCAAACAAACUUUAUUUAGAAUA
Molecule: messenger RNA, 1442 nt
Organism: Dermochelys coriacea (leatherback sea turtle)
Lineage: Eukaryota; Metazoa; Chordata; Testudines; Dermochelyidae
Gene: RHAG
Product: Rh associated glycoprotein
Biological process (GO): ammonium homeostasis; ammonium transmembrane transport
Cellular component (GO): plasma membrane
Molecular function (GO): ammonium channel activity
Source: RefSeq, a predicted model, not a curated record